UCAAUUGUCGGUUUAAAAGUUAACUUCCGGUUUGAGUGUUUAGGUGGAAGCGUUGUCGCAAAAACCCUACAUGUGUUGUUAUUUACCGAAAUAAGCUAAUAUUCACCACGAUUGCUUGAUUGAAAUGGAUAUACUGAAAGCUGAGAUCGCAAGGAAACGAAAGCUCCUUGAAGACAAACAGCUUGUUGACGACAACAAAAAAUACUUCAAAAGGUCGGAUCUUGCACAGAAGGAACAAGAAGAUUACUUCAGAAGAUGUGGAUAUAAGGUUCAGAGAGAGACUCCUGAGAGCCAGAUUGAUAAGAAAGAAGAAGAUGAGCCAUCCACCUCAGCUAAUCCAGUGUUAGAACUGGAAUUAACUGAAGAGAAGCUGCCAAUGACACUGUCACGACAGGAGGUAAUUAGACGGCUUAGAGAACGAGGGGAACCAAUCCGGCUGUUUGGAGAGUCUGAUUAUGAUGCCUUCCAGAGACUUAGGAAGAUUGAGAUCCUGACCCCAGAAGUAAACAAGGGCUUGAGGAAUGACCUUAAAGCAGCCAUGGACAAGAUUGACCAGCAGUACCUGAAUGAGAUUGUUGGAGGAACAGAGGCAGGAGAAGUGGACACACAACACGACCUGAAAGUGCAUGAAGAAAACACCACUAUCGAAGAAUUAGAGGCUCUUGGUAAAACCCUGGGCACAGGAGAUGAUGAUGGAGACCAGGAAGUUAUCCACAAAUUUUUGAGGUUUCUUCUUGGUGUUUGGGCCAAAGAUCUAAACAGCCGAGAAGACCACGUGAAGCGAGGUGUUCAGGGCAAGCUGGCCAGUGCAACUCACUCACAAACUGAGUCUUACCUCAAACCUCUCUUCAGGAAACUCAGGAAGAAGAGUUUACCAGCUGACAUCAAAGAGUCAAUUACAGAUAUCAUCAAGUUUAUGUUGGAAAGAGAAUAUGUCAAGGCAAAUGAUGCCUACCUGCAGAUGGCCAUUGGUAAUGCUCCCUGGCCUAUCGGUGUGACCAUGGUGGGUAUCCACGCUCGAACUGGGCGAGAAAAGAUUUUCUCCAAGCACGUGGCCCACGUUCUCAACGACGAGACACAGAGAAAAUACAUCCAGGGACUGAAGAGGCUAAUGACCAUCUGCCAGAAACACUUCACGACGGUUCCAUCAAAGUGUGUGGAGUACAAUGCACUUUAACUUGUAACAGAUUAACUUAGGCUGUCAGGUCAGUUGUAUCACAAUCCAAUGACCAAAGUGAGGUUGUGGCAGAAAUAUUUAACAUCCUGGAAUUCAGUAGCCUUCAACUACAUGUGAGCGAUAACAUUUUAAAGAAAUGCAUCAUUUAAACCGAUGUUGUGUGAAAAAGACCUGCUGCAUACAGACAGAAUUGUGCUAACUUGCAAGUGAAAAUGGAAAUAUCUCAGAUUUAGCUGGAGAACACUCAUCAACACUUGAGUCGUAUUAGACUUGUCCCUGUGAGCCACUGGGGAAAGUGAUGCACCUGUCAUGCCAUUAAUAGUCACAAGUCUUCAGUCCAUCUUGAGAACAUGUUUGUUUAUUGUGGCUCUGAGGAGUUCUAAUCAUUGUUUCAGGAAAUGUGAAACCGUAAAAAGGUUUAUCUCUUGUUCUUCUCUUAAUACCAUUUUACAUGCAUUUUUUUUUUCAAAGUUUAUUUUGAUGAUGUGGGAAACAAAGUGUCAUUUGAUCCAGUAUUGUAAGUUUUAUUACACCUGCGACAUGACUGUUGUAACUCUUUUAUUGACUUGCUAAAAUCAAUGCAGAUUCAGUUCUGUUUGCAUGUUUUCAGCAGAUUAUUAAACCAAUCAAUGUGUCCUUGUACUAGCUUGGUCGGGAAAUAAAGUGUUUUGUUAUACCAGCUGCCGAGAAUGUUUGUAAUGCUGUAAUUUUCCUUCUUCAAAAUAAAUUCUGUUCCGUAAUUGUUGAGAUUGGCUCUCUUGUCUUCUGCAGCUGGGCUGCUUGAUGGGACUAUUUUUAGCCAAUGUAGGUUUUUUUUGGGCAUUAGAAAAAAUGUCUUGGGAGCAGCGAAACAGUUACUAAUAAAGGACUGUAAAUGCA
Messenger RNA from Centropristis striata (black sea bass), 2056 nucleotides. It is a transcript of the gene prpf18, whose product is annotated as PRP18 pre-mRNA processing factor 18 homolog (yeast). The coding region runs from base 125 to 1177 and encodes 350 amino acids. The record is from RefSeq and is a predicted model, not a curated record. Gene Ontology annotation, cellular component: U2-type post-spliceosomal complex; U5 snRNP; U4/U6 x U5 tri-snRNP complex. Gene Ontology annotation, biological process: generation of catalytic spliceosome for second transesterification step; RNA splicing. The transcript is spliced from 11 exons. NCBI's taxonomy places the organism in Eukaryota, Metazoa, Chordata, Actinopteri, Perciformes, Serranidae.